UCGCUCUCCUCCUCGAUCCACUGCAGCUGAAUGGGUCAGCCCGCAGCAACGCGUUCUGUUUACAUGUCAGUUGCUCGUUGCCGUGUGUGGACGCAUCGUUGUUUGACUGAGCUCAACCCACGGUGUCAGGGAACAGUUAUGCUCCGAUAAUGGCGGCUACAAUGCCGUCGCCCGCACCGUCUUCACCGACCUGCGUCGUGGUUCACCGAGACCGAGGAGUCGCCGCCGAAAAAAGGCCCGAACAGCCCGGCUCGCGCGGCAAGUCGAUCGCCAUGGAGCGCGAGCUACCUCCGCGUCGCGCUUGCUCGGACGUAGGCCACCAUCGGCGAAGCUCGGCGACCGCUCUCGGCGGCGCGCCGAAGAUCAAGAACCGGGUCCGCACUGCCGAUCUGGAGCAGCUACGCUUCAUCCUCGAGUGUUUCUUCCUCUCGUUCGGCCCCGAAUGCCCGCAGCUGGGUCGCAACCACCCAAACUCGGAUCCCGAGCGCUACGCAUCGGGCCGUCAGCAACAGCAGCAACCGCCUCCCCAGCACUACCGGCGGCGAAGUAGCGUCGACUCCGGCAGCGCGACUUCUUCGUCGUCCUGUUCGACGAUUCGUUCCUCAUCGUCGUCGACUACGACGGCGAACGCCGCAGAGCAGCAGCUGCCCUCGGAGUACGACCACGACGCGCUGCUCCGGGAGGUGCUGCGUCUUUUCGAGGCCGGACUCGACGGUAACGGCGGUCCCGUGCUCCUGCGGCACCAGCACAUCGCCGAGCUCGCCUCCCUGUCUUCGAUGCCCGGCGGCGAGGAGCCCGAGCCGCACUUCACCGUCGGCCCCUGGGGCAUCGCCGAGUGCGGCAUCUGCCUCGAGACCGUGCCGCUGUACAGGCGGCCUUGCUGCAGCUUCCCCGCCUGCACACCGUGCCUGAAGCGCUACUACGCGUCGCGGGUGCGCCAGAACAACAUCCAGAUCGAAUGCUGCAACGUGCGUUGCCACCAGUUCGUCUCCCGAGACGAGAUCAGCGCGCGGCUGCCGGCGGACUCCAAGGAGCACUUCCACCGGCUCCUGGUCACGGCGAACGUGUCGACCAAGACGUGCCCGCACUGCAACCACGUGACGCGGCGGCCCAAGCCCGACAACCAGCCGCUCAAGUGCGCCGGGUGCGGCGGCUCCUGGUGCUACGCCUGCCACGCGCCGUGGCACGAGGGACUCAGCUGCCGCCAGUUCCGCAAGGGCGACCGGCUGCUCAAGGCCUGGGCCCGCACCACGGCCCACGGCCAGGUGAACGCGCAGCGCUGCCCCAAGUGCAAGAUCUUCAUCCAGCGCAUCACCGGAUGCGACCACAUGCACUGCGCCCGCUGCAAGACCCACUUCUGCUACCGCUGCGGCGACCGGUUCCGGCAGCUCAAGUUUUUCGGCGACCACUACAGCAAGCUGAGCGUGUUCGGCUGCAAGUUCCGCUACAAGGCUGACAAGCCGCUGCAGCGAAAGGUCGUUCGCGGUGCCGUGUUCGGCGGCAAGCUCGUCGCCGCGCCCAUAGUCGGUGUCCUGGCGCUGUGCGCCGGAGUGAUCGUCGUCGGAGUCGGUGCUUUCGCGUUUCCCCUGUACGGUGGCCUGCGGCUAGUGCAGCGCUAUCACAGCGUCAAGAAGUCUGUCAACCUCGAGAAUGACUCUACGCCACGGCUGGUCUGUUUCUCGUGAGUCGUUGGUAACCCGCUGCCUGCCCUGUUUGUUGUUGCAGGCCCUGUACCGACUUCAUCGGUGCCGCUAUUAUACCCAUACAUACUGGUGAUCUAUACCGUAAGCACAGAAGAAAAAAAAAAGGGGGGGGGAGGGGGCUGCUAUUCGCAAGCCCCUGUUCUCGACAAACGCAUUUCACUGAUAGACAAAAAAAACCACACGGUGGCUCCAAUGAAGUCGGGUGUGAGGCGUUAUAAUUUGUCGUCUCUCUCCGCAAAUGUCCGCCUGCAUCUUCUAACCACAAGCUCUCGUUGUAAAACUUUUGGGUGUACCACGUUUCCAGCAAGACCUAUUCACGCUGUUUGUUGAUGCUGUUGUAUGGCAUUAAUGUUCUCCGUGUCCAUUUUGGGUAAACUAAAUAGCAAAGAAACAACUAUGGCCCAAGUGGUCAAAGUGAGAGGCUUCAGAAAGACUCCUUGCUUGUAUUGCUGUGGCUGCCCUUGGGAACUAGAACAAUGAUUAGACAAUUAUGGUCAUGUGGGUAGUUAGUAAAUAUGGUGCUGUAAUUCUUUGCACAUUUAUUAUGCUGUCAUAAUAUUUGAUCAGAAAUGCAUGCUCUUCUCAAGCCAUUCUGCUUGUCUAAAAAUCAUUGCUGUUUUCUGACGCAAAUUGCUUCUCUCUCCGUUUUUUUUUUUCUUCUUCUAUUUCUUUUGCGUGACCUUGUGGUAAAAUAUGCCACCCUCUGUCCUUAAGUGGGCUUUGAACAAAUGUCUUCCUACCUUUGCAUGCCUUCUUUCACUCAGACGGUGGUUCAUUCUGAAUGGUGCUUUCAGACACGUUGGCAGCGUAGAUAUUGUGAGAAGUGAUCUUUUUGCAGGAAGGGUUGCUCUCUGCUGAGCAGAGGACGGUUAUCAUUAACCACAUUUGAAAUGUUUCUACAGCAAAAUGAUGAGACUUCGAGUCAUGUGUUUCCUAUGUCACUCUAGAGAUUUUGUUACCUUGUGCAGUGGUAUGGAGCUGGUGGUUUCUUGUAGGUCAAUGUUAACUAUUAGAGUUUUGCAUUGGUGUUAGUAUUAAGUCUUAAUACAACCUGUUUACUCUCCGUGAGAGACUUAGAUGUUCAUGGUUUGGUGUCAGCGUUUGUGUUUGCCUCAUUUCACCGGCUCUAUCAUGUCUUACCUCUGGGCAGAGAUAACUGUCAAGAAUUUUUGGGGGUCGUCUAAGGGGCAACAGGAUAUAAAUUUGAUGAUAUAGUUUUCCAUCAGCUAUAGCUUGUUCUUUCCUUUUUUUUUUUUUGCAUUGUGUGUGUCUGUGUAUGUUUGUGUCACGACUUCCAGCAAAUGCGAUCAACCUUCACUGUACCACAUAUUGACACUUUGUAUCAGUAGACACCUGCUACUCUUUGAGAAGUGUUAGCUUUCAGCAUCUGUGAUUAUAUAUCUCGCACGCCAUGCCCUGUGCAUCGUUUGUCAAGAAGUCUAUAUCAUAUAUAUAUACAUACAUAUAAAGAAGAGUAAUCGUCUAACAAAUGUAUGCCAUGACACUCGUGCUGUAAUGUAAAUGGGGAAAAUAAGCACAGAGGCACACCUUCUGUAGCUAGAGUGAGACUUCCAGAUGGUACAGGAUUAUCCUAUUGCGUGGGCAAGCGACAGAUGGGCUAAGCAGAAGGGUGGCGUAAUGGCUUUGCCAAUAAUCUCUUCAAAUUCACUCGCAGUUCUUCGCAUGUCAGCAAGCCAUUUUUUCGCAUCGUUGUGUGACCUGGUUGCUAUCACUGAAGAGUCAGAUUCGCCACUGUCUUCAUUCUUUCGGCGUAAAGAACCCUCUCGAGGAAUUUCAAAUCAGUCUUUCUAUUCGAAGUGGUCGCGACCUUCGCAGGCCCAUUGAACCUCGCAGUGCGCGUUAUGAUGAGCGAAGCAGAAAGUCUGAAACGCGAAUGAAAGGGUUGAUGACAUCUUUUACUAUGUGCUUCGUAUUACUUUUUCUUUCUUUCUCUCUCUUUCUUUUUUGUAAUUGAGCAAUCGAGGUGCCGCGUUUUCGUGUAAAUCCUCCCCUGCUUGCGUCGUGCUCCGUAGGGGCUUCCUUAAUGGGGCCUUUUGAGUCGGUGCUUCGAGCGGCGUGACGAAAACGCGCAUUUGCUGUUUCACGCCGGCGUUGAUCUCAAUGCCGCUUGAUUGCCCUGCCGCCACACUUGGAAUUUGCGUAAGUCAUUCGUUGACAAAACCCGCCGUGCUCGGGGAACCGCGUCUCCGCGGUCGUGACAGAAAAGAAAAGCGUCUCCGCGGUUCUGUUUUACUUUCGUAGUGCCCUCGGCGAUCACGUCAGACCGCGUGAGUACUUGAUAUUGCGAGGAUUUACCGAUUCUCCUGUUAGUGGCAUGAGGGUUAGGAAAGGCAGCCUCUGUGUAUGGCACGAGCGGUUGCGAGACUUGCCCGUUUCUUACGCGUUUUUUUCUUUCGCCGCGUCAUUCUGUGCUGCUCACGGGCCCCUUCGCGUGCUACGCCGGAAUGCAUAGGCCCUUGACAAGCGCUCGACAGCCAGAACGGCCAAGAGGCGCCGUGGAACGCUUCAUCUGACCAACAAGCAACUUCACGUCUGCAAAACCUAGGCAAAUAGAUGGUGCGCGGUAUAGAUUGGAGCUGAUUCUAUCUUCGAGGCACUUUACGAUCACGAUUGGCUUCUACCGGCUACACGCAGGCGAGGGUUGAUUGGGCGGCAUUGAAUGAAGGGCUUGCUACUCGUUGAGGUCGAGCAGUGGCAUUGUCCUCUUUGUUUCGUUUUUUUUUUUUUUUUUUUCAUUUCUCUUUGGCCGCUGACCUCGAGUUCCGGGGCAGCCCUUCCUCCACCUUCCUCCUUUACCUUGGGGCAUUGGCCCUGGCAGACGCUCUCGCCUGGAAAGUUUAUUACUUCCUUCUUCGCUCGAACUCGGCACGCUCAUUACCCCUGCCCACUCUUGCGCCGGAAUAUAUAUAUAUAUAUAUGGCGUGACACUUGAUCGUGCAGCGAAUAGCCAUUUUCGUCGUUAGUUUGCACAUCUUUUCGGCAACAUGCUCAGAAUGUUGAGUUUCGUGUCCAAGUUGCGCGCCUGAGGGUCGUUUACAACAACAAAACAGUGCAAGGCAAGGCCUACGUUUAGUUACGCUGAGCUUGUGAGAAUUAGGUCGAUUAUUCACUCCUGAUUGUGUAACAAAGGGGCACACCUCAGGUGCUGGGAAAUGCCCAAGAGGUCGCGGUACGCAGAGUUUGAUUUGUGAGGUUUAUAGGUCAAAUUUUUCGAGCGAGAAAGCACGGCCUAGGGUUCGUGUGAAAUCGCGGGAAAAAAAAAAGGCGAGAUCACUCCUUGUUACCCUGUCAGAUUGACGACAAGAGUCGCUCAUGUGCUUUGGUUUUUGCUUGCACCGGGCUUCGGUCACCGCGCUAUCUAUACCCACGAGUUGUAGGGGGUGUACGCGCAAUCCAAAAUUCUCUUUGGUUUGCGAGAUAACGAGAUAACGCCUCUAGGCUUGGAGGCGUAAGAGGUGCUGCUGGGAGAAAGAGGAGCAAAGAGCUGCGAUACACCAUUUGUACACCAUUUUGUACGCCUUCGACUUUUCGUUCGCUCUCUUUUAUUAUCUCUCUGAAACUGUCUUAAGAAACGAGGAUUGUACCAUCUGCUGGCGUUCUUCGCAGUCAGAAAAAAAAAUUAAAAUCGAGUCUUACGGAAGUCAGUGGUAGUCGGAGGUAGUCUAUGGGCGGCUCUCCAUAGACUACCUCCUGGCAUGCGCCGACGGACACGUCAGCAAGGGACGAAGAAUAGAACAUUGAUUUCCGAUAGCGUGCCGACUGCUUUCGGCCGCAGCGUGGGCUGCAGUUGGUCACAUAAAGUCGUAUUCCGUAGCUCUCUCUCUCGGUGCCGGUCGAUAGGAUAUGGAUUUUUAAUUGUCUGCGCAACGUUGCCAGGGCAAAUCAGCAGCCGUUCUGGCCCCACUCUGUCUUUCGCUGAUCUUUGACAUUUCUUCUCGCAAUACUCCCGCCAUACCGUAUGCAUUGAAAAAAGAAGAAGAAAAGAAAGAAAGCAAACGAAUGUCUUAUUAACCCGAAACUAGUAAUUUCGGAGCCCUGAAAAGAAAAUUGAUGCGCGAGUGAUACUACCAUAACGCCGUAGAAAACGUUUACCACUGAAAAUAGACUGGCACCCAGAAAUAGUGCACAAUAAAAUCCAACGCGCUAAAAUCAGACAAAAAAAAAAGUGUUAUAUGCGUGAAAUCGGGGUAGGUGAGCCACUCAGCCGGAAAAAAAAAAAAAAAAAAAAGCGGAUUCUCAAGAUGUGUGCCGUUUCCGUUGUGAGCUCCCCGCUUCGUUUGCCGAGCUUCGAUGAACCAGCACUUUUUCAGACCUUGUAAACAGAGGGACAAAGCAAAAAUGAUAUUACAACAGGAACGGAGUAUGGGAAAGUAGGGUUUCCACUACGGCUGUUUGAUUUACAAGCGGUUGGGGAGCUUUCAGACCUCCAACACCCUUUCCUAACACUUGCAGAUUUUUGAUGAGGCCACCAGGGUCCCCCUAACGGCCAUGCCAGGCCGUCGCCACUGUUCGUCACUAUAUGUACAGUGCACUACCGUGUGUAUAUCGAUGUGCUUUAUGACGUCAUACCCUCAAGUCGAGCCUUGUCACUCGCCACAUUUUGCCACGACUCGUAGUGAUACAACUGCUGCCCCUCUUUGCUUGUGUGUGCAGUAGAACCCGAUUAUAACGAAUGUUUGAUAUGUCGUGUAAUUCGAUAUACCCAAACUCCUCUAACGAACUGAAACGAACUUUUCCGAUGCGUUCGUUAUACGCGGAUUUGUUAUUUCCAGUAGAGAAGCAGAAAAAAAAAUUAUUGACAGAAUUACGCGUUGUAGGCACUGAUUUUUGCCUGUGUCUCGAACAGUUUUAUCAACUUCACUAAGAGUGUCGUUUGGUAUUCUCUAUGCGCGAAUUGUGUGACCCGCUCCAGUCCACUUCACUUAAUGGGUUUGUAGGUGGUAUCCCAAUCCGUGACCCAGCCGCGCGGCUCUCACAACAGAUCUCGAAGGCUAUGCUUCUGUUGACUGAACGCGCCGGAAGCAAUUUGGGAGCCGGAAAGCAUCGUGUUUGACAUAGUCGGGCGAGGAAGUUAUCUACGGGAGUGUCGGUCAAAAAGUUGUUCGGGGUAGAGAAUAAUUCGGCUCUAUUCGGGCUCGUUAUUUCGGGUUCAACUGUACGUCGCCGAGUACUCGCAAUGUAUUGGUAUUCUUGUGCCCUAUGUCCUGAGGUCACUACGCUGUUCAUCUUUACAACGUGUUUAUGUGCAUGUGGAUACAAAUUGCUGCCAUUCCGUGUCUUUUCUUUUUAUUCUGCGUGCGAAAACUUCUACCCAUUUUCUUGCUUCUUGUGGUCGUUUUCUCUAAGUCACUUUUCUUGGUCUUCAUUCUUUUUUUUGCUGUUGUUGUUGUUUCUCGUGAACAUUGAAAGUGUGUGCCCAUUGUGAUGCUAUUUAUUUGCGCGUAUUUAUUGUGGGAACACGACAGUGUGGUGAACGACGACGCGUGACGGAAAGCGCUGACUCAUUCGAUGACGAAGCGUACCCGUGUGUGCAAAACAACUGGACUUGUUUUUUUUUUUUCGUAUGUGUUUCUUCGCCUGCAGUUGGGUAUUCUUUUUACGAUUGAUGCGCCCUCCUUGACAGACCCUGCGUACGAUGAUUGUGAUAAGUUUCAUUUGUUUUUCUCUUCAUACUUGUUAACUCCACGUAUUCAAAUCUUUGAACACUGCAGAGUGCGUGAAACUUACAUUCCCGCUUGGCUGCUAACCAUUAUCGCCUGAAAUAACCCCGAUAGCGACGCGAGCUAGAGUUCCGCCAACUGGCCGUUGAUCAGUGCUUCAAUCUCACGUCACACUAGCAGGGCAGCACCACUCCUCAAAACUCAGCAGUUUUCUGGGUCUAGGCUCUCGCGAUCUAGAAGCAUAUGUAGACUCCACCCGUUUGACCAGCAUUCAUGCGUUCGUGGUGCCCUCACUUCGGCCGUUUCGAAAGAUUCUCGGUGAUUGUUUGCCCAGAGGCAUCGGCCAAACCAAUAGACCUUCACGUUUUGGGCCAACCGAGGCGGUGUUUUCUUACAAAACAUGGCGACUAGCGAAAAGUUUGGUAGCUUAUAAAGUGCACUGAACGCUGGCGUCGUUCAUUUUGACGUCUGACAAGUUCUGCAGCGUGAAUUAGUCAGCGCCACGGACACUUGCAGGCCGGAGAGCUUUACGGAUGCCCCAUUCAAAGACAGGUCAAGGCGUUUUUUUUUAGACGGCCCUUUCACCGCUAACGGCAGCAGGCUUAAAACGAUACUUAAAACGAGUGCUGUAUUCAAGUGGCUGUGCUUUAGAAGUCCGUGUCGGCUGCAUACGGAGGUUCUGGCCGUUUCUUGAUUCGCGGUUGAAUCGUGGUUUCUCUUAUUCCGAGGGGGGCCGGCGUGCUCUUGCGCUUACAAAUGCGACGGCCUUGAGAGAAACGUGCGGAACAGAAAAUGCUGUGAGCGUAGAUAAGCGAUCGUGUAGGAGCAUGUGACGACGAGAAAGCGCCUCAUUACCUUUCUUUUUCUCUUCUUCUUCUUUUAACUGUUGUUCCAAUUCCGCGUAACUGCCCUUGCACAUUCCGCAUUUUUGGUGUUCGUUUUUCGAGGCAUCUUCUCUAAAUUGCGUGAGGGCUGAGGGACUGUUAAUGAUGGCGGUAUUCCCGAAGCGUUCCGUGCAUGAUGGUCUCGUUUAUUUGCAAGUAGUUUUAGUUGAAGCUAGAAAGGAUAUAUAUAUACUCUUAAUGUAGACAGUUUGUCCGGAUAAAAGCAGCAGCUGUUAUGCUUCUGGGCCAAGAAAGGCAGCCAUUAGGUUGCGGGAAUGAUGUCGUUUGGGCAUCUAAUUUGUAUUCGAGCGACAGCAGAUUUCGCAUCCGAGAAAAAGAGAAGGACAUUAGACAAGCGGUCGUUAAGGACGGACUUGUUUGCAGGGUUUGAAUGCUGAAUUGGUUGAGCCGUAAUUGGUGCUUCAACGCUCAUUAGGCGUCCUCUCUCGUCGUGGGAUGACCACUAAGCGAAAAGUGAUUAUUGCACGUCCAACACGCCGGGAAUGGCGGCAGUGUCCUGUACCGUGCGCGUCUACUUCUGCAACUCGUCAUUCGACAAAGUGAAUGUUCGCGGUGCGAUGGACAGACGCAUUUUUUUUUAAGGGAGGCUGCGGUCUGAACGCUGAAGGCCUUCUCGACUGAUACGAGCUGUAGUCAGUAUGAUAGGAACGGUUCACGUUGAAGCAAUUCCUUUGACAUACAGGCGGCAGUGCUGUGGGUGUUAGGGAUUAAUCGCAUCUGGGCCUCGGCAGCCUAAUUGCUGUUAAAGCACCCAUGACGUACGUGAAUGUCCAUGAAUUCACCAAUUAGGAAAGCUUUCUUUUUGGAGUUUUAGAUCUAACUACGUUCAUGCAGAGGAUAAGGACGUUCAGUGCCGAUCACGAGAAAGAAUCAUCAUUUCGCAAUGUGACAGAAUAGAAACGGCAGACGACAACAGUUUCCUGCCUUUGUUCGUCACUUUCCGUCUGUCGUUAUACGACCUUCUGGAUGUACCGCUAUUUCGACCCAGUUCCCUUAGCAGAUACCAUACCGGGCGCCUGACAAACGGCAGUUAAAAGCACGCAGUCUCGUAUGCGGACUUUGAAUACCAAAUAUGUCGAGCUGCGGUUGGCGAGUGAACGCUCGUUAGGCGUCUUUAGUCGUUUCGUUGUGAACAUGCUGGCGCCACUUGUGAAAGACGAGAAAGAUCUUCCUUUAUGUCGUCAGUCGCAAUCCAUGGCGUAUUUGUUGCCGGGCCACUUAAUUGCCUUCUGCCCAUUCUUUGAUGAAAGUAAUUACGCUCUCCAUUUCUUCAUCACUUUCACCAUCUCGUAUUACUCGCGUAGAUGGAUCCUACAUCCCGUUCCGCCCCGAGAGAGAUCAUUCCAUCAGACCGGAGAUCCCGCUUAAACCCAUUUUGGGUCGUACGUUCGCCAUUUGCUGUUUUUUUUUCUUUCUUUCUUUUUGAGUAGUCUUUCGUGACACUGUGCGUUUUCCGCACGCGAGUGCGGUUUUACAAAGCUGCUGACGUCAAAUGAUGUCCUUCUUUGUGAGAAGACCGGUGAAUUGAGAAACUUUGGCAUGCUUCUCUUUCGAACCCAUGGAAGCCUGUACGAUGGGAUGCCACCACAUGCAUGUACGUGGCUGAGGGUGAGGCAGCUCCUGGCGCACUUCCCUGAUGAGAUGACCUUGUAUCGCAUGCAGCUUUCGUUUUGAGAUGGGAAAAAAAGAAGCGUAUAACCGCUCAUUCCAGCGUGGGAGAAUUUGUCGCCGCGUUCUCCCACUCUUGAGAGACAGCCUAGGACAGCGGACAAAUGUCGAGCCUGGGAAAACGAUCGAGGAAGACAUUUCGAUCAAAUUCCGAGUAGCGCCUUUGUAACGCAGCUUUUCUGUUUCUUUCCCGAGCAUACCGUCGAGCGGUGUCUGUUCCCAGGAAAGCUUGGUGCGUUUACGUAAUGACUGUCUACGACGUCACGGCAUGUGACCCUCACGUCGGAAAUUGUUCCUUUGUAUGCCUUUCCUUAGCAUCCUAAAUUAAGGAUGAGCUUUUGUGCGAGAAAACGUGGAUUCUUGCAGAUUGUAUAGCAGGUGUUUUGAUUACUUCGAAACAAGUAAGUUUUAACUUGGGGGGAGUCGCGUGGCGGGACUCCGUGUAGCGACUGUUUUACAAGGCAGUUCGGCAAUGACGAGAAAGAGACCACGCCAAAACUCCAGCAGAGGUUGCAUAAUGUGUUUGAAUAAAGUGCUUCUAGCAUGCUUAUCUACAAAGGUUAUCUCUUUUAGGGUCCCUUUGAACCAUUGGAGAAGAUACAAUGCAGUUUUUCUUUGAACGGCAUGAGAGUGAUAAUGAAACUUGUAGCGGCAGACGUCCAGUUGUAUGCACAAGCGGGUAGUGCGGUAUGUAUAUAAAUAUGUGAGCUUGGGCAUGUCAGCCUUAGUUCCACGCUUUCCGAGAUGCAUUGCUUAGGCGCGCAGAUGCCCCCGUUUUAUGUUUUGGGGCUGAUCUGUACGUGGACCGAUGUGCGUACGCGCUGAACCUUUUCUUUUCGCCAUUGGAAGCUUGAAAUGUUUUCCAGUGUGUAACGCCUUCUUGUAGGCUUUGUUUUGUAACGACAAACAGAAGUUGUUUGCGGAUAUCCUGGACUGGCCUUCUGUUGACUGUCUGAGAGUACGUGAUUGAAGGUCAUACGUAGAUUGUGUGUAGUAUGUCAAGGACGAUUUUUUGUCCCGAAGAGCCAGUCGAGCUCUUGCAACGGUGUUCGUACUGAGUAACUUCUGUCAGGUUCGCGGGUUACAACGAUAUCGUGGUUGUAGUGAAGCCAAGCAGGGUCAUGUGUAUCACGCUUGUCUUGUUCGAGGAGCCGCUGUGAAGUGGCAAUAUGCUACUGGUGCUCAAAGUGUUUCUGACUGCUUAACGGCCUACGUCAUUGAGAUGGUUCUGUGACGGAAGAGCCUUGCGAGAUCGAGUGCAGAAUACGGUGACGUCAUUGUUACUCUUAAUCUUCUUCUGGUUAAAAGAAACGGUUCAGCGCGUACUACUCAAGCCCGGUGUGUGUGUGGAAGUCCGCGGGCCGGGCUGACACCUCUAUUCCGCGACAGCGGCGAGAAAAUCGGCGAGUGUGCGCAACAUCUUAUUUGCACAUAUUUCAGAUUUUUUUUUUCUUAUGCGAUGUUUGCGUACUCUGUGCACGCGUUGCGGAAAGAGAUGGAAAUGUUGAAAAUAAAGAGCGUCGUGUUAUACGAAACUGUG
Dermacentor silvarum is the source of this 11497-nucleotide messenger RNA. Its product is annotated as E3 ubiquitin-protein ligase RNF217. The transcript has a single exon. Gene Ontology annotation, cellular component: cytoplasm; ubiquitin ligase complex. Bases 150 to 1685 code for a protein of 511 amino acids. Gene Ontology annotation, biological process: ubiquitin-dependent protein catabolic process; positive regulation of proteasomal ubiquitin-dependent protein catabolic process; protein polyubiquitination. Lineage: Eukaryota; Metazoa; Arthropoda; Arachnida; Ixodida; Ixodidae. The record is from RefSeq and is a predicted model, not a curated record. Gene Ontology annotation, molecular function: zinc ion binding; ubiquitin protein ligase activity; ubiquitin conjugating enzyme binding.